Oryza sativa Japonica Group (Japanese rice) is the source of this 1591-nucleotide messenger RNA. NCBI's taxonomy places the organism in Eukaryota, Viridiplantae, Streptophyta, Magnoliopsida, Poales, Poaceae. The record is from RefSeq and is a predicted model, not a curated record.
AGGCUGCAGCCGCAGCGCCCCGCUCAGCGCACGGCCCGCCCGAUCCGUCAAACCCCAGUGGAAACCACACGACGCACGCACCACUGCACGGCCGCUCACCCACGUCAACGUUUAACCUGGCUCGCGUCGCGCGCACGGUGCACUGCACCCCCCCUGCCUUUGGCCACGCAACACGGGGAACAAAUACCAACGCGAAGUUGGCGAGGGUUUUUUCCGCCGAAAAACUGAACCGCCGCAGCCGCACUCCUCUCCCGCGCUCAUCCGUUCGUCUGUCGUCUGUUCCGGUUGCUUUGGCGGGCAGCUAGGGUUUAGGCGCGGGGCCCUCCCGAAUCCCCGAUGUACGGCGUCGGCGUCGGCGGCGGCGGCGGCGGGAACUACGAUGGCGGGGGAGGGAACGCCAGCUCCCUCUUCGGCGGCGGCGGAUUCAUGCCCUCGCAGGCGACCAACGCCGCGGAGGGGACCAGCGGCGGCGGCGGCGGCUUCCCCAAGAGUCGGAACGCCCAGGCGCUGCUCCCGCUCACCGUGAAGCAGAUCAUGGACGCGUCCCAGACCAACGACGACAAGUCGAAUUUUGCUGUCAAUGGCAUGGAGGUGUCCACGGUUAGGCUUGUAGGACGCAUGUUAAAUAAGCUUGAUCGGGUUACGGAUGUAUCAUUCACUCUUGAUGAUGGUACAGGCAGGGUACCUGUGAAUCGCUGGGAAAACGAUAGCACUGAUACUAAGGAGAUGGCUGACAUUCAGAAUGGUGACUAUGUUAUUGUCAAUGGUGGUCUAAAAGGUUUUCAAGGGAAGCGUCAGGUGGUUGCUUACUCUGUGAGGCGUAUAACCAACUUCAAUGAUGUAACACAUCACUUUCUUCACUGCGUUCAUGUGCACUUGGAGCUUACCAGGCCGAAGUCCCAAGUAAAUGCUAAUACAGCAACAGGAACUCCUAACCAAACUAUGCCUAGGGAUAGCAUGGCGUAUAACCAAAGUCCACUUACUAAUCAGGCCUCAACAUUUUCUGCACCACAAAAUACUGGUACUGGAACAAAUAUGAUCGACUUGGUCUUGAAUGUUUUUCAUGACCCAGCAGUUAUGAAUGAUGACCAUGGAGUAGGCGUAGAUUAUGUGAGCCGUCGUCUUAAUCUACCAGAGGAAACAGUCGGGAAAAUCAUUAUAGACCAAGUUGAUCUGGGACAUUUGUAUGCCACUAUCGAUGACCACCAUUACAAGUCCACAAUGAAUGGUUGAUCGUAUUCAAUAUUAUACGUAUGCUUCACAGCUUCAAGGUCGCAUGGAGCCAAGAAAUGUGUGCACUCCGCGAGAGUAGUUACUGCAGAGUGCCUCGCGUGAUUUUUCUACAGGAGAUCACCAGGCAAUCAGCUUAACUGUUCAAUUAAGUUGUUUAUCUAAAUAACUACUCCCUUGGCAGUCAGGCGAGUAGCUUGAUAGCAUGUUAGAUCUUUAGGAGCUUCUUUUGUGUUUCAAACAACUAUGAACGUGUUUGCAAUUGAAGCAUCUUAUUUUCUUAUGACAGUACAGGCAAAGUUACUCAUCCCGCUGUUUGUCGGUCUUGAUCUACAAUUGGCCAUGCCUUGUAUUUUCAAAA